This is a messenger RNA of Acanthisitta chloris (rifleman), 696 nucleotides long. RefSeq lists its product as uncharacterized. The transcript has a single exon. Bases 1 to 696 code for a protein of 231 amino acids. The record is from RefSeq and is a predicted model, not a curated record. NCBI's taxonomy places the organism in Eukaryota, Metazoa, Chordata, Aves, Passeriformes, Acanthisittidae.
AUGGAGCGGGAUGAGAACAAUUUGGAUCAGGAUCAGGACAAAACAGAUCAGGAUCAGAAAAAUCCGGAUCGGGAGAAUAAUCCGGAUCGGGACCAGAACAACCCGGAUCAGGAUCAGAAUAAUCCGGAUCGGGACCAGAACAAAAUGGAGCGGGAUGAGAACAAUUUGGAUCAGGAUCAGGACAAAACAGAUCAGGAUCAGAACAAUCCGGAUCGGGAUGAGAACAAUCUGGAUUGGGAUCACAACAAAACGGAUCAGGAUCAGAACAAAACGGAUCGGGAUCACAACAAAAUGGAUCAGGAUGAGGACAAUCCCGAUGGGGAUGAGAACACUCCGGAUCGGGAUCAGAACAAUCCGGAUCGGGAUCAGAACAAUCCGGAUCGGGAUCACAACAAAACAGUUUGGGAUGAGGAUAAUCCGGAUCGGGAUCAGAACAAAAUGGAUCGGGAUCAGAACAAUCCGGAUCAGGAUCACAACAAAACAGAUUGGGAUGAGGAUAAUCCGGAUCGGGAUCAGAACAAAAUGGACGGGGAUGAGAACACUCCGGAUUGGGAUAACAAUGCAGAUCAGGAUGAGAACAAUCCGGAUCGGGAUGAGAACACUCCGGAUCGGGAUCAGAACAAUCCGGAUCGGGAUCAGAACAAUCCGGAUCGGGAUCACAACAAAACAGUUUGGGAACAAUCCAGAUGGGGAUGA